AGCACCCCUCCAGCCGGCCAUAUUGGAGGUUGGGAAAUAAAGCAGCUCUAAAAUGAUGUGUGUCUUGGAAGUAACCCAGUGCACCUGAAAAAGACAAAGCCAAACAACAGCAACAAAAACCAGCCACAAUAAACACCAAAAUCUUCGCCAUACACAAAGGUGCUUGAAAAUGAGCAAGGAGCCUUGGGUUCUCCGGCCCACCUUGUGCCUCACUGGGCUCAGCUUGCUUGUCUCUCUGGCACCCUGUGGGCUGGGCAUGGAGAUCACGGCACAAUCUACCGUCAGUGCCUUGAAUGGCACAUCCGUGCGUCUCCCCUGCACCUUCAACUCCUGCUACAAAGUGGAGAACAAACAGUUCUCCCUGAACUGGACAUACCAGAGAUGUGAGAAGUGCAGCGAGCAGCUGUUCCUGCAGUUCCGGAUGAAGAUUGUGCACUGGCGGCUGGAUCACUUCGGGAAUAGGGUGGAGUUCACCGGAAACCCCAGCAAGAACGACGUGUCCUUCACCCUCCACCAGGUGCAGCUGGAGGAUGAGGGCACCUACAACUGCUACGUGAUGAACCUGCCUGACAGGCACCGGGGCCAUGCCCGCAUCUUCCUCAAGGUCAUCACCGAAGUGCCCCCAGAGCGCGACUCCACGGUGGCUGUUAUCGUGGGGGCCUCGGUGGGGGGCUUCCUGGCCGUGGUGAUCCUGGUGCUGGUAAUCGUCAAGUGCGUGCGGAGGAAAAAGCAGCAGAAACUGAACACAGAUGACCAGAAAACAGAGGAGGAAGGGAAGACAGAUGGUGAAGGGAACCCUGAGGAGGGCACCAAGUAAUGGCCCCCUUUCCUUUCCCCCUGUACAGUGUGACCCCUCGUGUGCUUCUCCAGAGCACGGAUUUCAGACUCCCCAGAAUUACUGAGCAUCCCUCAUCUAUGUAACCAGCCCCGACCCCCAGGAAUCCAGGCUUCAGUGGGGCCUGGGGAGAAGACUGCUGCACGCCUGGCCUGGGCUAGGGCUGGGUGGAGGUGGGUGAAUCACCUGAGCCUAAUGCACCUGUCUCCUGCACCAGGCUGCCGCCUGCUCCCACCCACCUCUCCCUAUGAGCCAGGAAGAGCCCUGAGUGCCAGGGCGCUGCCCAGGGCGGGGGCUGGAGCAAUCCAGAGGCUGUGGCUGAGAGGGAGGGAGAUGGAGCUAGGGGAGAGGGAGGCAGGACCUCCCCGGAGAACCGUGCAGGCGGGGAGUGAGCAAUGGCUUUGGCGAGGGAGAGAGGGCUGCAGCCUCUCAGCGUGAUGGGCAAUGGAGCUGGGGAGGGGGGUCCAGCAAGCCCUUCUGCCCUAGGCUCUGGCACUGGUCUGAGACAUUAGUGUGCUGGCCAGGGGGGAGACUCCUAUGAAGGCCAGAGGGUUCUCCUGUGCCUCCUAUUCAUGGCAGAGCCUCGAGCACAGGGGACCCUUUGCUAUGUCAAGUAAUCUGAUCGAUCUCCCUGGAACCCCUCGAGCUCCGUCACCACGGGCCAGUCUCCUCCCCAGGCCCUUCUGACCUGCUCCCAUCCACAAAGGCAGCCGGCUCCUAUCCAAACUUUGUAAUGGGCAUUAACAGGGCACCAGCGUUACGGGAAGGCAGGGGGGGCAGGGACACGGGGCAGAGGGCGUAGCACCAAUGUUGGGCAGGGGGAUCGGGGGUGGUGGGCGUAGCACCUCUGUCGGGAGGGAGGGUGGUGGGUGCCUCUGUCGGGCAGGGGGACGGGACGUUGACAAUUCAGUGGAGGCGCCUGUGUUUUCUAGCUGGUUAUUUUCUCAUCCUUGGCGGGGAUUGACACAGUCUAAUUUGUUGCCUCGUCUCCAUCCUGGCCAAGCCAUGUAAAGGAGAGCAGGGAAGUGUGGGCGUGGGACAGUUCGGCAUGUGGUACUGCAGGCUGGUCCCAGGCACCUCUUGCUAACUGCCAUGAGGCCUUGGCAUUGGGACAGUCCUGUCCCCCAGGGACUCCUUGCCGCCUCCUCCUUUUAGCCAGCAACUCCCUCUUGGAAGCAAAUGGGCAACUCUGGGCAAAUGCCAGCUCUGAUUCUUGUGCCCCAGGAAAUGAAUUCUGAGCAAGACUUGCCUUCAGUGCCCUGCGCUGGUGGGCGAAGAGCCAUUGCCAAGAAUAUAGUAACUGCAGAAGCCCCCUGCAGAGAGAUCUUUCCGCUGCUAAACAGAGCCAUGGAAGCAUUACAGACAGGGACCUCUGGGGGGGGGGGUGUCCAUUUUCUUCUCCUCCGCUCUCCCUCUCCCUCCCCCCCCGAAUUGCAAAUGUAAGCCUGCUCCUGGCUUCCCUCGUAGGUGAACAGAGAGUCUGGGCUGCCCCCAGGGAGGGAGUGGGAUUGCGCUAGGGGUGUGAUUGGAGACUAGUGUCCCCAGGCUGUGCACUGGCAGGGGGUUCGUGUUUUAAACAUUCAUGUGAUAGGCAGGGGAGGGCCUGGCUUGGGUCCCUCAGGCUGUGAGUGCCAGAGCUGGCCACAGGGGGCUUACCCCAGGGAUACAGACCUGACUACCUGGAGCCCCAGUGAAGUCUCUUUAUGCGCAGACCCUUCUGAGCACAGUGGCUCUGCAGCAUGCUGGCCUGGGGCUGUUUCUGGUAGAGGGAGAAAGGCAACCAUGCCAGGGUCCACAGGGCAGCUGGGUUAACAUUUGGCCUUGGAGAAGAGGGGAGCCGUAUCUUUGUCUGCGUUCAUGCUUGUUACCAGCCCUUCACAGACUAUCCAGCAUUCCAGGGCUGGCCCCUGAGCCUGCAACUGAUUUUCCAUGGGCCGGAUCCCAAGGGCCUGAUUCUCUGCCUGCGCAAGGACUGGAAACGAUGCUGUCGGGCUCUGGGUUUAUGUUUCCCAGGCAGAAAUACUGACCCAUUUUGUUUGCAGUCAGUGCGUGGAGAGGACUCUGCAGGGGUUGGCAUGGGCUGAGCAUGGGCCAGGGAGCCUGGAACUCCGGCAUGGCAACCCUGGCUCUGGCAGAUGCCCUCUGUAGCCCUGGGGCAGGCGUUACUUCCCCUCUCUCUCCCUCAGCUUCCCUGUCUGUUACAAUGGGGUAACAGCCCUGCCUCCCCGGGGGCUGUGGGGCCCAGUCACCACUCCCUGCUGCGAAGCGGGGAACGCGGGGCUCACACUGUCGACACAUUUACUCCUCUUGUUAAUGUCACCUGAACACGCUGCCAUGGACUGUGCCUUUGCCUUGCCUUUUCCUGCAGGGAGAUACAGUGCGAGAAGCAGAGGCUUUCUGGGAGGUGGCUCUGAGCUGCAGUAGCUAUGGGGCUGUGUUGUCCCCAGUCAUUGCUAGCUAGAUGAUGCCCAUCAGCCCGUGCACUGGUGCUGAACGCUGCUGCUUUGGAGUGGCUUGCUGCAAGGCCUGCUCAGCAUGGUGGUGGAAGUGUGUAGCCAUGUGUGUCCGAGUCCAUAUUUGGGCCCAGGCAGCUGAGCCAAAGUUGCUGGCUUUGUUACAUUUCCCAGGGUGGGUACUUGUGAUGGAAAAUCUCAUGCUGAUGCCUGUAAAAUUGAACUUGCUGAGUGGGGUGGGGGCGGGGGGACUCUGUGGGCUGCCGUUGGGAAGGUUUCCGGGGCAACAGUGGGGCCAGGGUGGGGCUGGCCUCUGCUUUCCUUGAGCAACAAUGUGAUGUAAAACCUGCCUCUUCCAAACUUCCUUAGGAGCAAAGGACAACGUGCUACUGCCAAGUCAAUACACUGCCAGUCAGCCCAGCGGGGCGGCAUCCUUGCAGGUCCCUUGGGAACCUGCCCUGCUCUGCUUUCCCUGCCUACUUCUGCAAGUGGGGGGUGCUCGGUCUCAGCCCUCAGGAUUUCUACGGCUUGCUGGGACGGAGCCUGUUCCUCUUCCCUGCGCUGUGCACAGGGGCUCCACAGCAGCCCAGCCCAGCUAGGGGAGUUUGCUGGGGGGGCUGUUUGUUUAUUAAAGACCUUACAUACCCACUGGCCAGGAUAGCAUGGGUGCUGUGAAUGGGCAGAUUCACUUCCACAGGGGGCUCUGGCUGGGUCCCAACCUUCUGUGCACCAUUCUAAGUGCAUUGGAUUGCGGGAGGUAAUGUGGGCUAGAGCAGGGGCUGAGGGGGACCAGAACUCCUGGGCUCUGUGUCUGGCUCUGCCGCUCUCCCGGGUACCGUGGGUCUCAAAGGGGGAUUAGGAGGCCUGCCUCACAGGGGUAGUUGGGGGCUGCAUCCUGAUUGUGUGCGAAGCUCCUGGGACCCCUCGAUGAGAGGGGCUAGAGAACGGCAGCGUUGGAGCAGUUGUCUGAGGAUAACAAUGGAACCAGGAGAUUGGAACUCCAGGCUGUUAGCGAUGCUAGACACAAGUGUGAGGAACUGGCCCAGGAGCUCUCCCCCUGCCAGCUCAGACCAUGGGGGGACCUGUCUUUUCAUUUGAGGGGCCCCUUCUCCUUGCCCACCCAAGUUUAUUCCCCUUUAGCUGCCAGUCCCCAUCAUGCACGCUUGCUCCCUGCCAGGGCGGUAGCAAUGCAUGGAACCCCCUGGGGCCGCUGCUGCACGAACGGGGACCCAUGGUCACUACGCUUCCCUGGGGCAGGGGCUGGAGGGAGCUCAGAGCUCCUUUAGGGGGCUCUGCAGUGCCACCCACAUAGCCCUUGGCCUCAACUCUUUGCCCUCCGCCAGUGUUCCUGGCACCCCCAUCUCUGGAGCCUGGACUUGGUCACAGCGGGUGCUGUAUCCGUGCUGCAGGAGAUGCUGUUGCACCCAGGAAAUGAAGGGACAGAGAUGUAUUUGCAGUGGGGAAGCCACCUCCUAAAAGCCUGUGUCCAUUUCCUGGCUCUGAACCCUCAUGGCUUUCCAGCGGGGAUUUUGCAUUUCCUCUCUCUGUCCCCGUGCUCUGCCUUGCUAUGCAUCAGUUGUGUACAGUCUGAAGGCGCUAUUUAUCUCCAGACUUUUGUGUGGCUUCCCAAUCUCUGUGGGGCUUCCACUGCCACACAACCACCCAAGUCUCAUAAUCUCUCAUCCAGUUAAAAAGGCACACAGAGGAGAGCCAGCUGGAUGGCAGGUUCUCUUAGGACCGGCGCCUGCUCCAAAUUUGGGACGAGAGGCUCCUCCUGGGCCAGAGAGUGACUCUUUUGUGGCCAAAGAUCUUUGACUUUGGAAGACAUCUCACUACUGACCUUGUUUCUGCCUUUUAUUUCCUGCACACAUUGUCCUUGGAUUGCAAUUUGCCAGUGAGUUUGUACAGAAUACACAGUGUAGGUCUAGUAUAAAUAUAUACUCAUGAAGGCAUUGUUACAGGUAGUGUGUCUUUCAUUUUGGUUUUGUUUCUUCUGAUCUAGUUGGCCAGAUCUGAUGAUGAUCUCACCAAAGCCUGCGUGCAGAACGUUUCUGUUGCUCUUUGUACAUUUCAAAGCAAAAUAAACUCCACCCCACAAAUA
Messenger RNA from Caretta caretta (loggerhead turtle), 5389 nucleotides. RefSeq names its product sodium voltage-gated channel beta subunit 2 (gene SCN2B). The record is from RefSeq and is a predicted model, not a curated record. NCBI's taxonomy places the organism in Eukaryota, Metazoa, Chordata, Testudines, Cheloniidae. Gene Ontology annotation, cellular component: plasma membrane.